UCUUGUCUCACCAUAAACACAUUCUUCACGUCAAUUUAUACAUUUCAUCAUUGUUUACAUUUUUUUGCCUCUAUAGGUUCUUUUAGAUUUUUUUUUAUAUAAAAAUGUAAGAUUAAAAUAAUAGUAAGGGUAGAGAUAGAAAGUACUUUCUGGGAUCCAAAUCUUCCUCUCUGCUCCUUCUCUCUCUCUACUCUCUGUGUUUUAUUUAUAUUUUCCAUAAAGAAAGAAAAACCAAAAUCCAUGGGGUUCUUCGCUUUACAAUCCCAACGCACUUCUCUCCUCUUUCCUCAUCUUCGUCUUCUCCGAUGCCAUCAUAUUUCCAUAGACCCUCCUUCUUCCCGUUCAUUCUCUGUUUCUUCUUCAUCCCCUGUUUCUCUCUCGACGAACAAGGUCAAGCUCUCUUCUCAUGGAAGUCCCAACUCAACAUAUCCGGCGACGCUCUCGCCUCCUGGAAAGCCUCCGACGCAUCUCCCUGCAAUUGGCAAGGCGUAAAAUGCAACCACAAAGGAGAAGUUUCCGAGAUACAACUCAAAGGCUUCGACUUGCAAGGUUCUCCGCCUGUGACCAUUCUCCGGAACCUCAAGUCUCUUACUUCCCUCACUUUAUCUUCACUCAAUCUCACCGGAGUAAUCCCCAAGGAGAUCGGAGACUUCACAGAGCUCAAGCUACUCGAUUUAUCGGAUAAUUCUCUCUCCGGCGAUAUCCCCGUGGAAAUCUUCAGGCUCAAGAAACUCGAGACUCUGUCUCUGAACACGAACAAUCUCGAAGGUGUGAUUCCGGCGGAGAUUGGAAAUCUUUCUGGCCUCGUCGAGCUCAUGCUCUUCGACAACAAGCUCUCCGGAGAGAUCCCGAGGAGUAUCGGAGAGCUCAAGAAUCUAGAAAUCUUCCGUGCUGGUGGGAACAAGAAUCUCAGAGGUGAGCUUCCUUGGGAGAUAGGCAAUUGCGAGAAUCUGCUUAUGCUUGGUCUCGCCGAGACUAGUCUCUCCGGAAAACUCCCGGCGUCGAUUGGAAACCUGAAACGCGUUCAGACAAUAGCAAUUUACACGUCACUGUUGUCUGGUCCGAUUCCGGAUGAGAUUGGAUAUUGUACUGAGCUCCAAAAUCUGUACUUGUACCAGAAUUCAAUCUCUGGAUCGAUCCCAAGCACCAUUGGUGGUCUAAAGAAACUGCAGAGCUUACUCUUAUGGCAGAAUAAUCUCGUCGGAAAAAUCCCGACCGAGCUCGGGAACUGCCCUGAGCUCUGGCUUAUCGAUUUGUCUGAAAAUCUCAUCACCGGAAGCAUACCAAGGAGCUUCGGGAAUCUUAUGAACCUGGAGGAGCUUCAGCUGAGUGUAAACCAGAUCUCAGGAACGAUCCCUGAAGAGCUAGCCAACUGCACGAAGCUCACGCAUUUAGAGAUUGACAAUAACCUUAUCACCGGCGAGAUUCCGUCAUUGAUGGGUAACCUUAGAAGCUUAACGAUGUUCUUCGCGUGGCAGAACAAGUUAACCGGUAAAAUCCCCGAAAGUCUCUCGCAGUGUGGAGAGCUUCAAGCCAUUGACCUCUCUUACAACGAUCUCUCUGGUUCCAUCCCCAAAGAGAUUUUUGGAUUACGAAACCUCACGAAGCUUCUUCUUCUCUCCAAUGAUUUGUCCGGAUUCAUACCGCCGGAUAUCGGAAACUGUACGAAUCUCUACCGGUUGAGACUCAACGCAAAUAGACUUUCCGGGAGUAUUCCGGCGGAAAUCGGGAACCUGAAAAAUCUCAACUUUAUCGAUUUAAGUGAAAACCGGCUCGUCGGGACAAUCUCUCCGGCGAUUUCUGGUUGUGAAAGCCUCGAGUUUCUCGAUCUUCACUCGAACAGUCUCUCCGGUUCGUUGCUCGGUACGCUCCCAAAGAGCUUGAAGUUCAUUGAUUUCUCCGAUAAUUCUCUGUCUGGUCCUCUGCCUCCGGGAAUCGGGUUGCUGACCGAGCUUACGAAGCUUAAUCUCGCGAAGAAUCGAUUCUCCGGCGAAAUCCCUAAAGGAAUCUCCACUUGUCGGAGUCUACAGCUCCUCAACCUCGGCGACAAUGCCUUCUCCGGAGGAAUCCCAGACGAAUUGGGUCGAAUCUCGACUCUAGCAAUCUCUCUUAAUCUCAGCUGCAAUGGGUUCGUCGGAGAAAUCCCGUCGAGAUUCUCCGAUUUGAAAAGCCUUGGAGUGCUCGACGUCUCUCACAACCGACUCACUGGAAACUUAAUCGUCUUACAGGAUAUGCAGAACCUCGUCUCCCUCAACGUCUCAUUCAACGAAUUCUCCGGCGAAUUACCCAACACGCCCUUCUUCCGGAGACUCCCACUCUCCGAUCUCGCCUCAAACAAUGGGCUUUACAUCUCCGACGGAAUUUCGACCCGACCCGACGGGUUAGGAUCCUCAACCCGGAACAGUCGCGCUGUUAAAUUAGGCAUUUCAAUCCUCGUCGCCGUCACCGCCGUCCUCGUGCUCCUGGCGGUUUACACUCUGGUCCGGGCACGAGUCGCCGGAAAACGAUUCCUCGAGGAAGAAAUUGAUUCGUGGGAUGUGACACUAUACCAAAAACUCGAUUUCUCGAUCGACGACGUCGUUGAGAAUCUGACGUCGGCAAACGUGAUCGGAACCGGAAGCUCCGGCGUAGUUUACCGAAUAAUGAUUCCGUCCGGCGAGACUCUGGCAGUGAAGAAGAUGUGGGCAAGGGAACAAAGCGGUGCGUUUAACUCAGAGAUCAACACUCUGGGAUCGAUUCGUCACAGGAACAUCGUUCGUCUUCUGGGAUGGUGCUCGAAUCGUAACGUGAAACUCCUGUUUUACGAUUAUCUCCCCAACGGCAGCCUGAGCUCUCGGCUUCACGGCGCCGGAAAAGGAGGAGGAGUUGAUUGGGAAGCUCGAUACGACGUCGUUCUAGGUGUGGCCCAUGCGCUUGCUUAUCUCCAUCACGAUUGUCUCCCAGCAAUAAUACACGGUGACGUUAAAGCUAUGAACGUCUUGUUGGGCCCCCAAUUCGAACCCUACUUAGCCGACUUCGGUUUAGCUAGAACCGUCUCCGGUAAUCCAAAUACCGGAAUUGAUUUAUCAAAACAGAGCAAUCGGCCUCCUUUAGCUGGUUCUUAUGGUUACAUGGCUCCGGAACAUGCUUCGAUGCAGCAUAUAACCGAGAAGAGCGAUGUUUAUAGUUACGGAGUGGUAUUAUUAGAGGUUUUAACCGGAAAGCAUCCGUUAGAUCCGGAUCUACCCGGUGGUGCACAUUUGGUUAAAUGGGUGAGAGACCAUUUAGCCCAGAAAAAAGAUCCGAGUAAGCUUCUUGACCCGAGACUCCAUGGACGGACUGACCCGGUUAUGCAUGAGAUGCUUCAAACUCUUGCGGUGGCGUUCCUAUGUGUAAGCAACAAGGCAAGUGAAAGACCUCUGAUGAAAGAUGUUGUGGCAAUGCUCACGGAGAUUAGGCAAAUUGAUGUCGGACGAUCGGAGACUGAUAAGAUCAAAAGUGGUUGUUGCGGAGGCAAAGAGCCACGUUUGAUGUCGCAUGAGAAAAUCAUUUCUCAUGGUUCUUCUAAUUGUUCAUUUGCUUUCUCGGAUGAUUCCGUUUAAACACAAAGACAACAAAGUAAUGGUGAAAAGCGUGAGUUGUCGUUUACAAAGUUGUGUGAAUAUUUUUCUGUUGUUGUAGCUUGAAUUUUUUUUUUGAAAAGUUUUUGUAUAAUCAACUUGAGAGUAACAACUAAAAGCUACUAUGAUUGCAGUAGGUUUGAAUAAAUGAUUUCUGUU
Messenger RNA from Eutrema salsugineum, 3758 nucleotides. Its product is annotated as LRR receptor-like serine/threonine-protein kinase. Gene Ontology annotation, cellular component: plasma membrane. Gene Ontology annotation, biological process: protein phosphorylation. The coding region runs from base 306 to 3581 and encodes 1091 amino acids. The record is from RefSeq and is a predicted model, not a curated record. Lineage: Eukaryota; Viridiplantae; Streptophyta; Magnoliopsida; Brassicales; Brassicaceae. The transcript has 2 exons. Gene Ontology annotation, molecular function: protein binding; protein kinase activity; ATP binding.